Molecule: messenger RNA, 1776 nt
Organism: Bactrocera latifrons
Lineage: Eukaryota; Metazoa; Arthropoda; Insecta; Diptera; Tephritidae
Product: protein phyllopod
Exons: 2
Coding region: 285-1448 (387 amino acids)
Cellular component (GO): nucleus
Molecular function (GO): zinc ion binding
Source: RefSeq, a predicted model, not a curated record
AUGAACGCCUCAUUCGCAAGUUAUUUGCCCGCAGUUAAGGACGUGUCGAUUGUUUCUGUUGCAUACAUAUUACAGUGAAUGAGGCAACGGGGCACGGCAACGUUGGUUAAUUUUUGCGAGGUGCCUCGAUACGCGUGUAAAUUAUUUCAUUCAUAUAUCGUAUACAAAUGAUAACAAAUACUGUUUUCGCAAAAUAAAUUAAAUGUUGGUGAAAAUUAAUUUAAAACAUUUUUGACUACAUUAUAAUAUAAAGUGUACCUGUAGCACAGAGCAGAAGACAGGAAAUGUCAGAAAUAUCAUCAGAAUUUUUAAAGAGAACUUGCUUAAUCUGCGGCUGCCAUACAAAUCAAACUAUCAACAUCUACGAACCGAGAAGUGGGCCUAAUAUUGUUGAACUAAUUCAUGCGAAAUUCAAGUUUCAGCCACUAAGCGAUGAUAAAUACCUAUGUUUCAGUUGCAAUAAUUGGCUGAUAAACUGGUACUCACUGCAAACAUUGAACAGCAACGACACAGAAAGCCCUUCCGGCAACUUUCGUCUUCAAAUGAAUAGUAUGACACAUAAAGAGAACGUUGAGAAUCAACAUCCACAAUCGCAGAAUAUGUCCCAUUGGCAAACGAAUACGCAAUUAUGCCGCCCAAUAGCUAAGGUCCUCCCGAACAUACUCGUAAAAGCUAAAGCACGCUAUGACCAAGGAGUACCACUGCAAGAAGAAAGCUUUAUUGAAGAGAGGAAAAAAUGUGCCACGAAAUUUCAACCGAAAUGUCGUGAUCGAUUGUGGUAUUCAACAAAACAAAAAAUGCUAUCAAGGUCUUCGAGACUACGACGAAAACUCAUAAAGCAUAAAACUUUCGUUGGUCAUCGCUCUAACCUAUCUAUUAAGACAGAGAGUAAUUGUGAAGUGAAAAAUGUGGCUGAUGCUUAUAAAGAGAUUCUAAAAGAAAAAUAUUCGUAUAUACCAAAAAAAGAUUUGCAAUUGGCUUCUGAAAUAACUAAUAUCGGAAACAAUGAAAAUAUAUUUACUAAAUUCGAUGAGCACACAAUUAUUGACAACGAACGAUGGUUAAAGCGUCCUUCGAUAGAUGGGAAAGUAGUAUCUAUGUUGCGGCGUUUAGGAACUACACUUUCCCAUAAUGUAUUGAAUAAUAGCACAAACUCUUCAAGGUUAUUGGUUCCGCAAAUAAUGAGUCAAAUUGAAUCAAAACCUCGUUGGACGCGCCAGCUGGAUGAUGACGAAAUUGUACUCUACUUUAAUUCAGCAAUAUCGGAAGUACUGCCACAAGUAAUUGAAGAGGAUCAACAAAAACUCAGCGAGAAGUAUCAUGUACCGGAAAUUAUAGCUGUGAGAAAGGCAAAGAGGAAAUUAACGUAUCAAGUAUCAGUUGAUAAAGAUGUUAGUCAAUGCCUUUACCCUGUGCUACCUGAAGGCUUGAGUAUUUCUUUAGUUUAAAUGAGAAAUUUACAUCGCCGCAACCACUUUCGCAGUGGAAAGGAUAAACAAAACAAAACAAACAAGUAAAACAGUAUAUACAUACAUAUGUGUGAUUGACCUUGUGUAUUUAUAUUUGUGUACAUGUGGACAUGUGCAUUUAUGUACAUAUAUACUGUUAGACUUUUGAUAAGGAAACACUAACAGUAUACUCAUGUGUAAAUAACUCGUAUGUAUGAAUCAAGUAUGAAUGUUGUAUGUAGAAUAUUCUUUAAAUGCGAUUAUAGUCAAACUUCUUAGGUCAUUACGUACUCAUUAUACAAUCUAAUUUAUAUACAUAUAUGUUAGG